Messenger RNA from Choloepus didactylus (southern two-toed sloth), 888 nucleotides. It is a transcript of the gene TSGA13, whose product is annotated as testis specific 13. The coding region runs from base 1 to 888 and encodes 295 amino acids. The transcript is spliced from 7 exons. NCBI's taxonomy places the organism in Eukaryota, Metazoa, Chordata, Mammalia, Pilosa, Megalonychidae. The record is from RefSeq and is a predicted model, not a curated record.
AUGCUUCUAAAAGCCAAAUGGCAAGGGCUUGGUGAUAGCGUCAAAGCCCUGCAGAACAACAUGGAGCUGGAGAUCAGUAGGCAGUUUCAUAGUAACAAACCAAAGACUUCAGGAGUCAAGCCAGUUAAAUGUGGGAAAGGAAUAGUUGUCAAUGGUGAAGAGAUUUUUGAUACAGUCGGACAAUCAAAAUUUGUUCUAGCAAACCUUCAGCAUUACAUGGUCCAUCCAAAUUUGGCCCAGUACUACGAGCCUCCAAAGCCUACCGCACUGCAGAAAUUCCUGGCUCGAAACAGGAAAAUCACAAGCUUCAUGUUAAAAGUAACUGAGUAUGAUCAGGAUAAGACCUUACUGAUCUUGACCAACAACCCACCUCCUUGCCCAACCGACCAGCAUGGAAAGGACAUCACACCAAAAUUCUUUUCCAAGGAGUUACUGGUCAAGGUAAUGGAAAGUCAUUAUCAGCAAAAACCCAUUGAAAACUUCUGCCUGCCCCUGAUGCUUCAAAAAAAAAAGUUAAGAGCUGAGCUGAAACCAACCUUCCCGGUGACACUGUUGGACAAUUCUACAUCCAAGCGAGAACAAUGGUUUAGGUUUUCCACUGACGAUGAUUUCAAGAGUGAAGGGAAGUACUCAAAGGUCUAUGCUUUAAGGAACCAGAAAAAAAUGUACCCUCAGCUCACCUUUGCUCCAAUCUGUAAAAGAGAAAUGAAGAAAGAUGUUUCCAAGAAGCCAGUGAGUGAAAUGCCGACUUCCAAGGUGAUUUGGGAACCACUAACCCUUUCAUCGCUCCUGGAAGAGAAGCCCACUCGAAUUGUGCCAGGAAACAGAGCCUUCCUCAAUGGAAGGGUCCCGCAGUGGAUUAUAAAAUCUGCCACUGCCGUUAAGUGA